CUGUCCUCUAUCCUCCAGGACUCCAAUUCCAAUAUCACAUAUCAUUCCCUCAAAUAACCCACAGAAAAAACUGACCUAUCUCAUAAUUAGCCAAUCCCAAUUGCAAUCCAACCAAACCAACCAAAGCAAAUGUCAAACCCCUCCGCACCACCCCCCCAAAAGCGCCGAACAGUAACCCUCCUCCACCCAGACCUAGGCAUCGGCGGCGCUGAGCGCCUUGUCCUAGACGUCGCCCUAUCUCUCCAGGCGCGCGGGCACAGGGUGAAAAUCUACACGUCGCACCGGGACCCGAACCACUGCUUCGAAGAGGCUCGCGAUGGCACGCUGGACGUGGCUGUGCGUGGGAACACGAUGUUUCCGGACCAGAUUGCGGGGCGGUUUCGGGUGUUGUUUGCUGUGUUGAGGCAGAUGCAUUUGGUGGCGGGAUUGUUGGCGGCGUCUAAGGGGGAGGAGGGGGGAAAGGGUGGAGGGGAUGGGGAAACUGAGGAAGGGGAGGAGGAGGUAUAUAUCGUUGACCAGGUGCCGGCGUGUGUACCUAUUCUAAAAACAUUUGGGCCGUUCUUGUCGUCGUUGUCGUCGUCGUCGCGGAAUAAUGCAAAGUCCAAAACGAGACGUAAACAGCGCAUCCUCUUCUACUGCCAUUUCCCAGAUCAAUUGCUCGCGAAGCGCGACGAGGGUGGGGCUAUACGGCGGCUGGUUAAAGCGUGCUACCGAUACCCCUUCGAUUGGUUCGAAGGGUGGGCGAUCGGCGCAGCGGAUAAGGUUGUUGCUAAUUCGAAAUUUACGUGCGGCGUUGUCAGGCAAGUUUUCGGGGAUGGGCUUGGGGAUGUGAGGGUUGUUUAUCCGUGUGUUGAUACUGGGGCUAAGAAUGUAGGGAAACUGGUUGAGGGGGGAAAGCUUUGGGGUGGGAAAAAGAUUCUACUGAGUAUUAAUCGGUUUGAGAGGAAGAAGGAUGUUGGGCUUGCGAUUCGGGCAUAUCAUGGGCUUGGGGAGGAGGGGAGGCAGGGGACGCGGUUGAUCAUUGCUGGUGGAUACGAUAACCGCGUGCACGAAAACGUCCAAUAUCAUACAGAUCUCGACGAUCUGGCUACAGGUCUAGGCCUACGAACCGCCACGUCGAAAACAGUUAUAUCUGCACUUUCUAUACCCGAUUCAAUAGAGGUCCUCUUCCUGCUCUCAGUGCCGUCCGCAUUUAAGCAAACCCUUCUUUCAGCAGCCACUCUUCUCGUCUACACCCCAUCAUAUGAGCAUUUCGGCAUAGUGCCGGUCGAGGCGAUGCACGCAGGCCUCCCAGUUCUAGCCGUAAACAACGGGGGCCCAUUAGAAACAAUCGUGGAGGGGAAAACCGGCUGGCUGAGAGCUGCGAACGCCAUUGAAGAGUGGACAGCGGUCAUGCACAAAGCAUUGUGGGAAAUGAAUGCGCAAGAAGCUGCGGUGAUGCGAGCAAAUGCCAAAGAAAGAGUGGAAAAGGAGUUCUCACUGCAGGCCAUGGGAGACCGACUGGAAGCAGAAAUUCAAGAUAUGUUUGAUAACGAGCCUCGUCCGUUCCAUGGAUUGUGGCACGCAUUAUUAUUCGGGGCUGCGAUGCUUGGGUUGACGAUUGCGGUGCUCAUAGCAGCGUUCAUAAGGCUGCGAAUGAAACGAGGGUGAACUUGCGCUGAAAACGCCAACUCUCCAUCUAGCUGACCAAGGGCAAGUGGGGUCGUGGAAGUUAUUUAUACGCUCCGUAACGCCCUCAACCUCCAGUCAAAAGGCGACGUCUAUUAUAAGAGGCGCAUUCUACGGCAUCUACAUAGGCACCUUCAACGCUGCAUUGUACGAUCGCGUUGUUGUGAGGUUUCCAACUUCGUACGUUCCGAAGUCUAUUACAGUCGCAUCUUGUGCGAUUUUUCCUGGCGUUUCCACGCAUGCUUUAACGUGCGCGUUUAACGUGCGCGUGUCUAUAUUGCAGAUAACGAGCAACAAACAGUGGAAGUGGUGUUGAUGUAAGCCUUAUGUGUCUAAGAUAGAUGGCAGAAGGAUCAUCUUGGACCCUGCUCCCUUUAUCUGUUAUUUGCUGGCAUGUAUAAUAACGGAGCAUGCCAGGUGCUCCUAGCCAAUGUAUCGGAUCCAGCAGAGGUUUCUAGGUUGGUUGUUCGAAAACCCCUGGCGGCCCCGACGAGCGGUACUAUACCAAUUUCCUAGUUCAGAACCGCUUCACGAGAAUGUAUUUCCAUCUAGCGCCAACGCUCUAGGGCUUUGCUUUUCAACGGUGUAUCUUAUUUAUUGUGAAUGGUGAAGUUGAAUGUGAAUGAGUAAUGAUUGGCUGAAGUUGCGCUACAAGGGAACCGCACCAAUCCCAUCCUGCGGCGUCAGGAAUUUUAUAGUUAUGGCUGACACCUCACAGUAGUAUAACACGUCUCGGCUUGUAAUUAUUUUGAGGCAUAGAAUGUAAAAGCAGAGUAUAUCAAUCCUACCUCCAUGUGAAUCAGAGUGUGUUUCCUUUUUGGGAAAAAUAGUCACAUGACGACGCGUUCUUAA
This is a messenger RNA of Blastomyces dermatitidis ER-3, 2520 nucleotides long. RefSeq names its product alpha-1,3/alpha-1,6-mannosyltransferase. The transcript is spliced from 2 exons. The record is from RefSeq and is a predicted model, not a curated record. Bases 130 to 1650 code for a protein of 506 amino acids. Lineage: Eukaryota; Fungi; Ascomycota; Eurotiomycetes; Onygenales; Ajellomycetaceae. Gene Ontology annotation, molecular function: GDP-Man:Man(1)GlcNAc(2)-PP-Dol alpha-1,3-mannosyltransferase activity; alpha-1,3-mannosyltransferase activity.